Molecule: messenger RNA, 1655 nt
Organism: Hyla sarda
Lineage: Eukaryota; Metazoa; Chordata; Amphibia; Anura; Hylidae
Product: sialic acid-binding Ig-like lectin 13
Exons: 9
Coding region: 140-1537 (465 amino acids)
Source: RefSeq, a predicted model, not a curated record
UAGAGAUCAGACAUGAGCGGCAGCUCAACGAGAUCCUAAAGACGACAGGGAGCAUCACCUUAUAUAGAACCAUAGGAGUUGGGCAUUGGUGUCCUAUGUACAUAAGCCCCAUACAGAAUGCACCUACAGAACACAGAAUAUGGGGUUUUCAAGAAUCUGGAUAUUUGUGGAUUAUUUGAUGUUUAUUUUUACUGCAUCUCAACUCUGGAUCAAUGCCAAUAGUCAAACGCCUCCUGGAUACGCAAUCGAUGUAUUAUCACCUAUAAGUGUACAGAGAGGUCUAUGCGUUCACAUUCCCUGCACAUUUACUGUGCCCACAAAAAUACGGCUAACCACGCGAGCCAAUGGAUUCUGGUAUAGGCUGAACAGUCAAAGAAAACUCACUCUGGUCGCUUCUCGAGAAAAUGGCAGAUCUUACACAAAUGGACGCGUCCACCUGAUCGGAAAUGUGACCCGAGGAGACUGUUCAUACUACAUAGAAGAACCACUGAGACAAGACCAGAGUUACUAUGUUUUUAGAAUGGAGGAUAUUCAAACAAAGCUCACCUAUAUGAACAUCUUUCCUUAUGUGGUUGUAAGAGAGCUUACAGAAAAACCUAAAAUCUCUUCUCCGAGGCUGCUGGAUGGAAAGGAGGUGACAUUGACCUGCACAAGUCCUGGUAAAUGCCGGAAUAUUCUAUCUCGUAUUUCAUGGGAAGGAACCCCGACUGGUGUAAGGCAGAAUAUCUAUAAUAUAACCUACCAAGAUGGCAGCAGAACCUUCCAUUCCAAUAUCACAUUCACACCGAGGAAAUCGCACAACAAGUCUCCGUUGUUCUGUAGAGUCACCCUCGAAGAGAACCUGACAAUAAGGGAGAAGCAAACUCUAAAUGUUGAAUAUUCUCCAUCUAUGGAUUUAAUAAUAGAAGGUGCCGAUACCAAUGAUCCCAGCCAUGUGAUGGUGAAGGACGGGGAUUCUAUCACUCUGAAGUGUGUUGUAGACAGUAACCCGAACUCUUCCGUCUCUCUGUAUAAAGACGACUUGGUAAUUUACCAGAAUAUAAGAAAUCAGACCGUCACCCUUAACCUCAUGAACAUUACCCUGAGUGAUACUGGGAGAUUUCAGUGCUCAGCAGUAAAUGAACACGGGGUCACAGAGCGAACAAUGGACAUCAUAUACCAUAGCUCAACGUUACGAUUUAGCCCCGUGAUGGCGGCUGCAGUGGGUGGAGUCGUUUUUUUAGGGCUAAUAAUAAUAAUAAUAAUAGGAGGUCUACUGAUCAUGUUCUGCAGGAAAAAAAGGCAACAAAAUAUUAAAGGGAACCUGAAAGACAUGAAUAUAAAUAAUACAGAUACUAUAUACGCCUAUGCAGAGUUUACUGGAGCUGAUAAUCAUCCCCAACAAGACCUUCUGUUUCCUGCAGUAGAGGAUCCGGUGUAUACAGAUCCUGAUGCGGUGCAGUAUUCUACCAUUGGGUUCUCCAACCCUAACUCUAAGGUCAUCCAUGAAGACGUGCAGACCGAAUACUCCGAAACAAAGAAAACCCAAUAUCACUGAAAUAGGAGACUUACUGAGGGGGCAUAAAAAACCUUUUGGUUUCUGGCUUGUACCCCCCACCACAGUAUGUUCCGCCUGACAUUUCCCAUUUGGUGCACCAACCAAUUAACCAAUUGUA